AUGGAUAAAGCUAAUCCUUCAGAAGAGAGUAAAAAUGAUUUCAAUGAAUUGAACAAGUUAAUCUCGAAAAUAAUUUCAAAAAUCAAAGAAAUUCUACAAUUCGGAAGUAAUUUUAAAACACAAAUUACCAAUUCGCCUAGUUUCAAGAACAUUUCAAAUAUGCAAAAAAUAAUUACAACUGUAGAUGAAGUGCAAACGGAACAUAAUAACCUCGAAAAUUAUCGUAUAAUAAAACAUGAAAGUGGCAAAUUUCUGAACAAAUUCAAAAGAAUAAUUAAUUAUGAUGAAAUUAAAAAAAAUUUGAAUGAAAUAGAUAAAAACGUAAAUAAACUUAGAGAAAUGGAAUCAAACCGUAACAAAGUUCAUUCUGACAACGCUAAAGCUAUUAGUUCCUCUUCUUAUGAAUCAACUACCGAAAAUCAACUCAAAGAUUGGAAAAAUGGGAAUUCAAUCACAUCCGAAACAAAUUCUGAUGACGUUACAACCAUUAGUCCUUCUUCUAAUGAUUCAACUACCGAGAAGGAAUACUAUUUCAACCAAGAUUGCAAAAAUUGUUAUGAUGUCUGUGUUAAUUGUGAUUCAAGCAGUUUGGAAAGCUAUAAAAGUUCCAGUUCAGAAGAAUGUUACGAAUAUUCAGACGAAAAAUCUCAAACACUUGAGUGUUCUUAA
This is a messenger RNA of Leptopilina heterotoma, 669 nucleotides long. RefSeq lists its product as uncharacterized. NCBI's taxonomy places the organism in Eukaryota, Metazoa, Arthropoda, Insecta, Hymenoptera, Figitidae. The record is from RefSeq and is a predicted model, not a curated record. The coding region runs from base 1 to 669 and encodes 222 amino acids. The transcript has 3 exons.